This is a messenger RNA of Podospora pseudocomata, 3649 nucleotides long. RefSeq lists its product as uncharacterized. Bases 2819 to 3649 code for a protein of 276 amino acids. The record is from RefSeq and is a predicted model, not a curated record. Gene Ontology annotation, molecular function: protein binding. Lineage: Eukaryota; Fungi; Ascomycota; Sordariomycetes; Sordariales; Podosporaceae. The transcript is spliced from 2 exons.
CAGUUCGCUAUCCGACACACUGCUUGUAUGCAACGCAUGUAGAGACAGAAAAGGCUAAAUAGGUAGUUGAUGUCUGGUGUUUGUGGCACGUUGUGCAGAACAUACAGCCAGCCCGUGCUGCUCUGUGUUUUGGGGGGCGGCUGUUUGGCUUCCUUGUCACCCGUUGCUGUUGUCGUCAUGCUCUGAAUGGGUACCUUGCUCCAAAAAAUCGUCACAGCACAUUCCCACUCUCUUUGACGUAUGUGUGUCAAGAGCAGCUCCACUGUCACCACGCUAUGUAGGUAUGUCACCGUCUUCAACAGACCUCAAAACAAGUCACACAACCAUGCUGCCGCCGCUAUACAUCAACCGUACCUGUCACAAGGACCCUACAGACAUCAUCAGGGCCUCAAAAGAUACCUAGGUAGUGUUAACACGUCUUGAUUGCGAUUAGCUGGCCCAAAGAUCCACCUUUUAUGCCAUACACCCCCCACCCCCCCCUCCCCGUCAAAAAAAGAAAAAGAAAUAAUAAAAAAAAGAAAACAAAAUCCUCGACGCCCUAUCAAGCUAUUCUAAACGCCCAGCAACCGUGACCUCUUCUAAACGCCCACACCAACCCAUCUCAAACGCCCAUUAUACCCAUCCCGACGUCCACCAAGCUAGGUAACCUAAGCCCUACCAACAACCUCCACAACCUCCCCAUCCGCCAACCUCCCCGUCUCAAGCAUCCACCCCUCCCCCUCCACCUCCACAGGCGGCACCACAAUCCCAAACCUCUCAUACGGAAAAUCAACCAGCGUACCCCUAUACUCAGCCCACCCAUCAUCAACCUCCCCAAGCUGGUGCGUGUCCACCUCGCCCGCCUCGUACGUCCGUCCAGCCAGAACCUCCUUCUCCCGCCCCUCAUACUCCUUCUUCAGCAUCGGGUGAGGCGCCCAGAUAACCCGCAUCCCCGCCCGGCGACCAGCCUCAACCCCCGGAACGCUGUCCUCAAAGACAAGACACUCCUCGGGGGUAAUCGGCUUCUCCCCCUCGGGAAGCGAGUCAUUGAUCGUCUUGAGGGCAAGCAAAUAAAUAUCAGGAAGCGGCUUGCCCCGGCCGGGGGCAAUCCGCUCGUCGUCGCCCAGGACGCGACGGUGGGUUUCAAAGACGCUGAACAGCUCCGUCAGGUGCGACGUCUUCAAGAUAAAGUUUGACUUGUGGGACGACGUGGCGAGGGCGAUGUGGACGCGGUGGGGGGUGGGCGCCGUCUCGCCAGCCCUGGACUCCUUGUUCUUCUCCAUGUCCCAGUAGCGGGUGCGAGCGAGGUCGCUGAGAAGUGUAGGGAUGCCGGGGAGGGGCUGGGUGCCGGGGAAGUGCUGGGCUUGGAGCUCAUAGUACUGUUUGUGGUACCUGCGUCGAAAAAAAAGUCGGUGUCAGAACGGACCGUCAGGAAAGAAUACAUCACUCACUCCUCGGGGGUGAUCGGCAGCUGGGCCCAGUCGUGAAGCAGCUUGUUGGCCUGGGGACCGGGGCGGCCUUGCAGCUUGGCCUUGAUGCUCCAGGGCAGCUUGGGACGCCCGUACUUUUCGAGGAUCAGGUUGAUGCAGAGUGUGUAGAGGUCCUCGGUGUCAAGCAGCAGACCAUCCAUGUCAAAGAGACAGGCCCGGACGGGGGGGAAGCUGUUGUUGGAGGGAAUCAUUGUUAGUCUCGCCACGAGGCUGGACCCGGCCGGAAUCACACAACAUAGGGGUUCAGGGGACCUACUCGGUUCUGGGAGUCAUUGUGAAGGCCGUGGCGUGCUGUGAACUGGGACGACCGUGGGCUCGUAUCUGCUGGAUGGACUAGAAAGAAAAAAAAGACAGGAGGAGGCUCUGGGGGAAAGAAAAGGGCUCGUAUUAUAGAUAGAUGGCUACCCUUGCCUAGGUAGGUGUAGGACCGAUCGGGUCCAAUCAGGCACGUGGGUUAGAGUAGCUGAUAAGAUGUAGUCCCAGAGAAGCCAACUGCUCUUUGAGGUUGGAGAUAAGACGGCGGACCUGCCCUCUUGUUGGAUAACUUGUAGGGAUCAGCAGAAGGAGAAGGGAGCGCAACAAUCGGAUCCGAAGCAACGAAACAAAAAAAAAAAAGAAAAAAAAAAGGCAGGAACUAGAUGUCACGAAUUGGAGUAGCUGCCCCUUGUCAUGCGGGGUAACCCCCCAGCAAACUGAUGCUCUUCCAGUGCUCCUCCCGGCGGACCUGUGACGCCACCAAGACAGGGGAGACAUGUAGAUACCCCGGCCGGCCCAGCCAGCGGAGAGCCGUCACGACUUUUUCCGAAGCUCUCGUUCGUCGAGAGCAUCCGAGAGAGGAGCUCUCUGUAAUGCUCUCACACACUCUCAAACUCUUGUCCGGCGGAAUAUUUCGGGCCGUUUAGGUACCCCUUGCGAUGGGCUGGGUUGGCAGCCGAGGAAGACGCGAGAUAAGGGGGGAACUUGUGGGAGUGUGGAAGGUGUGAUGAGAUUGUGGAAUGUUCAGACAGACAGAAUGAGAAAAAAGCCGUGUGUUUGCUUGUUUGCUCCCCUCAUCAGGGGUCCGUCCCAUCUCGAGCGGACACCAAGCGGCAGGAAGCCGUUGUCGUCUCCACAAAGCCUCAAAAAAAAACCCCAAAAAAAACGGCCUUGGAUCAACGUGAAUCUGCCAAGACCCCGCCAUCGGGCUGAGGUCUACAGUAGCGCCUCAAGAAAAAAGUGUCCGUUCCAUGCCCAAAGCCCCAACAGCGUAACAACACCACGUUUCCAGCUCCGCCCCUUUCCCCUUUUUUCUCUCCUGUGAGCAGCCUCCUUAUCUCGCAUAUCGGACGGACGGUUUGCUGCCAAAGAAGAUGGCUGCCCAAGAUGAGGAGCCCCGGAUCGCGGGAGCCGAUGACGACAUGGAGCAGCAGCGGCAUGAAGAAAGGUUCCCCCCUGAAGAGGAAGCUUCCAUGGUAGCGGACUCCAACGCGCACAAAACCGAGGCCAACUCUCUCUUUGGAUCGGGCAAGUACGACAUUGCCAUCAACAAGUACGAUGAGGCUCUUGCCGUCCUUCCCAACUAUCUGGACUAUGAGCUGGCCGUCUUACGAUCCAACAUUGCUGCCUGCCACCUGAAGCUCGAAGAAUGGAAGGAGGCCGUCACAAACGCAACAGCCGCCCUGGACUCUCUUGACAAGCUCGAGGGCAACGGCUCGUCGAAGAAGCAGGACCCCACCCCACCCGCGGCAGAAGACGAGGUGGAGGGUGAGAUUGUCAGCUCUGGUGCCAAAGCAGCCGGUCCAGCACUGGGUGAUGACGCCCAGCGCAAGCGUCCGGAUGACAUCUCGAGAAUCCGCGCCAAAGCUCUCAUGCGUCGUGCUCGGGCCCGGAGUGAGCUGGGCGGGUGGUCCAACCUGGAAGGCGCAAUCGAAGACUACAAGCGGCUGUCGACCUUGCCUGCCUACGACACGCUGAUGAGCGCGACGGAUAAGAAGAUUGUCAGCACGCAACUCCGCGCCCUGCCGGCUCGUGCAAAGGCUGCGCAGGAGAAGGAGACGGCUGAGAUGUGGGCCAAGCUCAAGGACCUGGGCAAUGGCAUCUUGAAGCCGUUUGGCCUCAGCACUGACAGCUUCAAGAUGGUCAAGGACGAGAAGACGGGCGCAUACAGCAUGAACUUUGCUGGGGGGUCGGGCGGCAAGUGA